Messenger RNA from Gossypium raimondii (Peruvian cotton), 1017 nucleotides. Its product is annotated as GDSL esterase/lipase At4g10955. Bases 1 to 1017 code for a protein of 338 amino acids. The record is from RefSeq and is a predicted model, not a curated record. Lineage: Eukaryota; Viridiplantae; Streptophyta; Magnoliopsida; Malvales; Malvaceae. The transcript has a single exon.
AUGUCUCGUGGAAGAGAACCUUUUAGCCUUGUGGGACCCAAACACCUUACCACCAUUGAUUGGAACGACGACAGCCAUCGAAGGUCCGUAUCAGCCAGCUUGGUCAGGGGUGUUUCCGAGCGGGAACGUGACCGGCAAGUGGAAUUACGUGGAGGCUCUGAGACACUUGCGCCACAAUGGUGGGAGUUUUUCAACUUCAAGUUAGUGAAUGAGCUCGUCGAUGAGGAUGAUGAAAGCAUCUUCGGUGCCAUUUUUGAAUAUGUAUUUCCUUCGGCAACUAAUCCAGGCCCUGGAUACGUAAUCGCCUUUCGAGGUACCCUAUGGAAACGAGAAACUUGGAAAAGGGAUCUUGAGUUUGAUUUCGCAACAAUCCUAAAUACACUUCAUCAAACUAGUCGUGUUCGGACCGCCAUGAAAUAUGUUGAAGAUAGGGUGUCAAAGGCUGGUUCUUCAAAGGUGUGGUUAACUGGUCAUUCCCUAGGGGCAGCCAUCGCAAUGCUUGCUGGAAAGAACAUGGCGAAAAGAGGCAAAUUCUUGGAAAGUUUUUUGUUUAAUCCGCCAUAUGCAUCUUUCCCAAUUGAGACAAUCUUCAAAAACCAUAAGAAUCUGAUACUUGGACUUCAACUGACGACCACUGUUAUCAAAGGCGGCGUUGCCCUUGCUUUCGGAUAUAGUGGUGAUGAAGAUUCAUUUGCUGCAAUAUCAGGGUGGAAGCCAUGUUUGUUUGUGAAUAAUAGAGACUUCAUAUGUCGUGGAUAUAUUGAACAUUUCAAGAAUAGAAGAAAGAGCCACGACUUUGGAGUUUGUGGACUAAUAAGCCAUCAUUCACUAAGAAAUAUAGUGAUGAAAGAACUGAAAAUAAUGGAUGUUGAAAUUUCGGAGCCGCUUCAUUUGCUUCCUUCGGCAAAUCUUAUAGAGAAUCUCAGUCCUCCCGAAGAAAGCAUUCCACCUCAUAAACUUCGUCAUUGGUGGAAGCCUGACCUGAACUUGCGUUGUACUGUUUAUAACUACGAAUAG